CAAGACCCUCCCAUUCGGAGAUCUGCAGGCUGCAGAGAUGCAUCGGCUGCUUGGCAGGGCAAUUACGAGACAGAUUUUUGUACGCUAAGCCACUGAUAAUAUUGCACACGGUCCUAAAUUAUUCACGCGUGUACACUUCUGUCGUAUAGCCUGUUAACAAUCAUUUUUAUGAUAUGAGAUUAACAUGAGAUAAUCAAACAAUAACCGUGAUGAACAGCGUAGCAGUGGGAUUAUUUCUAAAGGAGAAGCCUCUUUUUUAACAGUGAGGGCUGAAAUAGGUCACUGCCACCCCGUGGGAACAUUAGAGGGAUUAAUAUUGGCGGAUUAUCACUGUGUUAACUGUCAGCCUGCCUGUUGGAGCAGGUGAUUCAUGCAUGUAGGCUAAAAUUUCCACAUGGGCUUUUCCUCCAGCUUGCUUUACGGAAUGUGGCAAACUAAUGUCGUCCUUUGGUUACAUAUGAGCACCAGGUGAAUGGCGUUUAUAUCUUGGAGACCAGGGCGCAGAGGGGCAAGCUAUGCUAUCAGCACACGGGCCCCUUCCUCUGGCGAUGCUCCUCCCCUCUGGUCAGAAAGCCCCUCCCUCUCCAGACAGUCACUCCCCCAGUCUGGCGCUCUGUCCUGGCAAGCUGCGAUCACUGCGGCGAGAAACGCCAGGGUCGACGGCAUCCAGACCAUAAGUACAUCGGACAGCGCUCCAAUAGGCUCGCUGUCUCAGAGGAAGAGGCAGCAGUAUGCCAAGAGCAAGAAGCAGGGAAGUGCCACCAAUAGCAGGCCACCGCGGGCACUCUUUUGCCUCACCCUCAACAACCCCAUACGCAGGGCCUGCAUCAGUCUGGUGGAGUGGAAACCCUUUGAUAUCUUUAUAUUGCUGUCUAUUUUUGCCAACUGCGUGGCCUUAGCUAUUUACAUCCCCUUCCCUGAAGAUGAUUCCAAUUCAACUAAUCACGACCUGGAGACAGUAGAAUAUGCCUUCCUGAUCAUUUUUACUAUCGAGACCUUUCUGAAGAUCAUAGCCUACGGACUGGUAAUGCACCAGAACUCCUAUGUUAGGAACGGAUGGAACAUGCUGGAUUUCAUUAUAGUCAUAGUGGGGCUGUUCAGUGUGGUUCUGGAGCUGAUUACCAAAGAGGGAGAUUCAGGUCAGUCCGGAGGGAAGCCGGGAGGUUUCGAUGUCAAAGCUUUGCGAGCUUUCCGUGUGCUCCGACCGCUCCGGCUCGUCUCAGGAGUGCCCAGUUUACAGGUUGUGCUGAAUUCUAUUAUUAAAGCCAUGGUUCCUUUACUGCACAUUGCUCUGCUCGUGCUCUUUGUCAUCAUCAUCUACGCCAUCAUUGGCCUGGAGCUCUUCAUCGGGAAGAUGCAUGCCACAUGUUACAUGAACGGCACACGUACAUUAGCAGAGGAAGACUCUAGCCCCUGCACUCUGUCAGGUCACGGACGCCACUGUACCGUUAACGGCAGCACCUGUAAAGACGGCUGGCAGGGGCCCAACAACGGCAUCACCAACUUUGACAACUUCCUGUUCGCAAUGCUGACUGUGUUCCAGUGCAUCACCAUGGAGGGCUGGACGGAAGUGCUGUACUGGAUGAACGAUGCCAUGGGUUAUGAGCUGCCAUGGGUGUACUUCGUCAGUCUGGUCAUCUUUGGUUCCUUCUUUGUCCUCAAUCUCGUUUUGGGUGUUCUUAGUGGAGAGUUCUCUAAGGAGCGUGAGAAAGCUAAGGCACGUGGAGAUUUCCAGAAGUUGCGGGAGAAGCAGCAGCUGGAGGAGGAUCUGAAAGGCUAUCUGGACUGGAUCACUCAGGCUGAGGAUAUUGACCCGGAAAAUGACGAGGAAGGAGACCAAGAGGGAAAACGCAACCGGGUGACGAUGGCCGAUCUCACCCAGGAGAAGAAGGCAGGGAAGUCUGGCUGGUUCAGUCAGUCCACAGAGACUCAGGCGAGUAUGCCAACCAGUGAGGCCGAGUCUGUUAACACAGACAGUCCAAACGGAGAUGACGACAAGAUCUGCUGUUGUGGACCCGUCUGUCAAAAAAUUACUAAGUCAAAGUUCAGGUCAGUAAACAACCGUAGCUGGCGACGCUGGAACAGGUUCUAUCGCAGGAAGUGCAGAGCGGCAGUGAAAUCUACCGCUUUCUAUUGGCUGGUGAUCGUCCUGGUGUUCCUGAACACUCUCACCAUAUCGUCUGAACACUACAAACAGCCUGUCUGGCUCACUGAAGUACAAGAUGUAGCCAACAAGGUGUUGCUGGCCAUGUUCACUUGCGAGAUGCUGAUUAAGAUGUACAGCCUGGGCCUUCAGGCGUACUUUGUGUCCCUGUUUAACCGCUUCGACUGUUUUGUGGUGUGCGGCGGCAUUGUGGAGACCAUCCUUGUAGAGCUCGAGAUCAUGUCGCCUCUCGGCAUCUCUGUGUUCCGCUGCGUCCGUCUGCUCCGCAUCUUUAAAGUCACCCGUCACUGGGCAUCUCUAAGUAACUUAGUUGCCUCUCUGCUGAACUCCAUGAAGUCCAUUGCCUCUUUGUUACUACUGCUCUUCCUCUUCAUCAUCAUCUUCAGUCUGCUGGGCAUGCAGCUCUUUGGUGGCAAAUUCAACUUUGAUGAAACAGUGACCAAAAGAAGCACAUUUGACAACUUUCCUCAGGCCUUGCUUACUGUCUUUCAGAUCCUGACAGGUGAGGACUGGAACGCUGUGAUGUAUGAUGGGAUCAUGGCAUAUGGAGGACCUUCCUCUUCAGGCAUGAUGGUGUGCAUCUACUUCAUCAUUCUUUUCAUCUGUGGAAACUAUAUCCUACUGAAUGUAUUCUUGGCCAUUGCGGUGGACAACCUGGCUGAUGCAGAGAGCCUGAACUCGGCACAGAAAGAGCAAGAGGAGGAGAACAGGAGGAAGAAGAGAGCCAGGAAAAGCAGCGUGGACAAGAAAGAAGAGGAUAAAGGAGCUGAAGAUGAAGAAACGAAGGGUGCAUUACAGGAGGACACAGCAGAUGAUGAAAGAGAGGCAGUGAAUUCUACAGAUGUGGAGGAUGACACAGAUGUUCCAUCAGAACCUCGUCCUCCGAAGCUGUCCGAAUUUACCCUCAAGGAGAAGAUUCCACCUAUUCCAGAGGGCAGCGCUUUCUUCAUCUUCAGCCACACAAAUCCGUUCCGUAUGGGCUGCUAUCGUCUGAUCAACCACCAGGUCUUCACCAACAUUACUCUCGUAUUCAUCAUGCUUAGCUCCUUCUCGCUGGCAGCCGAGGACCCCAUUCGGAACCUCUCAGCUCGGAACAUCAUUCUUGGUUAUUUUGACUAUGCCUUCACAGCUAUCUUUACAGUAGAGAUCCUACUGAAGGUCCUAGGCUAUGCUGAUUAUGUCUUCACUAGUAUAUUUACCUUUGAGAUCAUUUUAAAGAUGACGGCCUACGGCGCAUUUCUGCACAAAGGAGCGUUCUGCAGAAACUACUUCAACCUGCUGGAUUUGCUAGUUGUUGGAGUCUCUUUGGUGUCCUUUGGCAUACAGUCCUCUGCCAUUUCCGUAGUAAAGAUUCUGAGAGUACUGCGAGUGCUUCGUCCACUUCGAGCCAUCAACAGGGCCAAAGGACUGAAACAUGUGGUGCAGUGCGUGUUUGUGGCCAUCAGAACCAUCGGGAACAUCAUGAUCGUCACCACUCUGCUACAGUUCAUGUUCGCCUGCAUCGGGGUGCAGCUCUUCAAGGGGAAGUUUUACCGCUGUACAGAUGAAGCCAAGCUGAAUAAAGAAGAAUGCCAGGGGACAUUCAUACUCUAUAAUAUUGGUGAUAAUGCAUCGCCACAAGUGCGGGAGAGGAAGUGGUACAACAGCGAAUUCAACUUUGACAACGUCCUGAAUGCUAUGAUGGCUCUCUUCACUGUGUCAACCUUUGAGGGCUGGCCAGCUCUCUUAUACAAGGCUAUAGACUCCAACCGAGAAAACAUGGGGCCGAUCUACAACUACCGCAUCGAGGUCUCCAUUUUCUUUAUUAUCUACAUCAUCAUCAUCGCCUUCUUCAUGAUGAACAUCUUUGUGGGUUUCGUCAUUGUCACCUUCCAGGAGCAAGGAGAGAAGGAGUACAAGAACUGUGAGCUGGACAAAAACCAGCGUCAGUGUGUGGAGUACGCUUUAAAAGCUCGUCCACUGCGGAGAUAUAUUCCAAAGAACCAUUACCAAUAUAAGUUCUGGUAUGUGGUCAAUUCCACUGGUUUCGAAUACAUCAUGUUCAUUCUCAUCAUCCUCAACACGCUCUGUCUGGCUGUUCAGCAUCAUGGCCAGUCUCAUCGCUUUAAUUAUGCUAUGGACAUUCUCAACAUGAUGUUCACGGGAGUCUUCACAGUGGAAAUGAUUCUUAAACUCAUCGCCUUCAAACCCAGGGGUUAUUUUGGCGAUGCCUGGAAUGUGUUUGAUGCCCUGGUCGUGAUUGGCAGCGUAGUACACAUCAUUCUGAGUCAGCACUAUUUUACCGAUGCAUGGAACACGUUUGAUGCCUUAAUUGUUGUUGGUAGCGUCGUUGACAUUGCAAUCACAGAGAUCAAUCAUACCGAAGCUCCAGUAGUGGCAGUGGAGCGAGGGAACACAGAGGAUAGCGGACGAAUUUCAAUCACAUUCUUUCGUCUGUUUCGAGUCAUGCGUUUGGUCAAGCUGCUGAGCAGAGGAGAGGGCAUUCGGACACUGCUCUGGACUUUCAUCAAGUCAUUUCAGGCUCUGCCGUAUGUCGCUUUGCUGAUAGCCAUGCUCUUCUUCAUCUACGCAGUAAUCGGGAUGCAGGUAUUCGGGAAGAUCGCGAUGGUGGACGGCACUCACAUUAAUCGCAACAACAACUUCCAGACUUUUCCACAAGCUGUACUCCUGCUGUUUAGGUGUGCUACAGGAGAAGCUUGGCAGGAGAUCAUGCUUGCAUGUCUGCCUGGUCAACUGUGUGACGCUGAAUCCGAGAUCACCCCUGGAGAAGAGAAGUCAUGUGGCAGUAGUUUUGCAAUCAUCUACUUCAUCAGCUUCUACAUGCUCUGUGCUUUUCUGAUCAUCAAUUUGUUUGUGGCUGUCAUUAUGGACAAUUUUGACUAUCUGACACGCGACUGGUCAAUCCUUGGGCCGCAUCACUUGGACGAAUUCAAGCGGAUUUGGUCUGAAUAUGACCCAGAGGCAAAAGGCAGGAUUAAACACUUGGAUGUUGUGACAUUAUUGCGUAGAAUUCAGCCACCCCUGGGCUUUGGUAAACUCUGUCCCCACAGGGUGGCAUGUAAGAGGCUGGUUGCCAUGAACAUGCCUCUAAACAGUGAUGGGACUGUCAUGUUUAAUGCCACCCUUUUUGCUCUGGUCCGAACAGCUCUGAAGAUCAAAACUGAAGGAAAUUUGGAACAGGCCAACGAGGAACUGCGGGAUGUUAUCAAGAAGAUCUGGAAGAGAACUAGUUCAAAACUCCUGGAUCAAGUGGUUCCACCUGCAGGAGAUGAUGAGGUGACUGUGGGGAAGUUCUACGCCACUUUCCUGAUACAGGACUACUUUAGAAAAUUCAAAAAACGCAAAGAGCUAGGUCUUGUGGGACGACACCCUCCAAGUCAUAACACCUCCAUUGCGCUACAGGCUGGUCUACGGACGCUGCACGACAUUGGCCCUGAGAUUAGGAGAGCUAUAUCAUGUGACCUACAAGAUGAAGACCUGGUAGACUUUAACCCUGAUGAAGAAGAAGACAUAUACAGGAGAAAUGGUGGCCUCUUCGGAAACCACGUCAAUCAUGUAAACGGGGAUCACAGAGGCUCUUCCACGUCCACUAAUGUCACCCAGCGACCCCUUCAUGUCCCACCCAUUCCCUUUUAUGUGCAGGUUGAGCCCCCUCCACAGCCCCUUUAUGCCCAAAAUCGCCCGUAUUCAAACCCCAACCUGUACUUCAAGUCCCCUAAGUCCUCAAACUCCAACCUCAACAAUGCCAAUGUGCCAUGCAUGCCUGUCCUGACCAACGGAGGGCACUACUGCCCUCCCACAGAUCGGCCCGCCAGAAGCCGGGUGUCUUCCCUGGGUUCCUACCUCAACCUCAGGAGUGAUGCAGAAUCACAGCGAAAGUCUCAUUUUAAGAGACCACGAUACUAUGAGACCUAUAUUAGGUCAGACUCAACAGCUGGUUUUUACCCCACUAUCUGCCGACAAGCCUCUGUACACAGUGAUGUCAGCGAUGAUGACAAAGCUUCAGUGGAGUAUUACAGUGGGGAGGAAUUUCAGGAGGAUGACCUCAUGCUUGCUGGAGACAGGAGGUCAUAUAGAGAGUAUCAGGACACGGUAAGCAGUUUGGAGUCGAACCCUCCUCAUGACAACCAAGACCCUGAGUGUUUCAAUGAUGACGAUGAGCAGCCCAUUUGCCAGGAACCUAAGAAAUCCCCCAUGAGAAGACUUCUGCCUUAUACACCUCAGGCUCCUCGUAGACCUUCCUUCAACUUUGAGUGUCUGUGCAGACAAAGAAGCCAGGAUGAGUCUCCUCAUUCUCCCUCCUUUCAUCAGCACACUGCUCUACCUCUGCAACUGAUGCAGCAUCAGGUGAUGGCUGUAGCUGGCCUAGACUCCAGCCGAGCACGACUCUCUCCUACAUGCUCGAUCCACUCAUGGUCCACGCCCCCGGACACGCCCCCAUCCUACACCCCUCUCAUCCAGGUGGACUGGCAUGGAGCUCCACCCAGUGCCAGCAGCACACCAGCAUUGGCUCGUCGCAGCUCCUGGUACACCCAGAAGGGCCAUGAUUGGUCACCCAAAUCGGUCACACCCACUUCCUCCCUCUUACAGAUUCCACCCGCCUACAGCAGUCAGUAUCUGCAGCAGAGAGGCAGCGCUCAUAGUCUGGUGGAGGCAGUGUUGAUAUCGGAGGGGCUGGGAAAAUAUGCAAAGGACCCAAAUUUUGUGGCAGCAGCCAAAAAUGAGAUUGCAGAUGCAUGUGAGAUGACUAUUGAUGAAAUGGAAAGCGCAGCUAGCAACUUGCUAAAUGGAAGUCUGGGAAAUUGCAUGGGAUCAGAUAGCACCGGCACGACCCAGAGCAUCAUGGGCCACAGUCUCCACAACUACAGCGAUGAGGAGACCGAGACAAACAGUAAAUACGAGGAGGACCUUACAGACGAAAUUAUAUGCAUCUCAAAUUUAUAGCAUUUGCUAAAAAAAAAAAAAAAAAAAAAAAAAAAAGAACAAACAGAUGAAAGGAGAAAUAGUGCCUUUUAGGGGAGUGGAGACACACAACUCUCUGGGCCGAUUAACCAAGCAAAAUUUUAUCCCAUUCAACAACUGUCACCUAACUGGGACAUGGGCUUGCUGCAGAAAAAAUUAGACACAAGAAAUGUGAGCUCUCAACUGUUUGUAUGUGUGUGUGUGUGUGUGCAUGUGUGUGUUUCUCAACAGCUUUUUACAAGAAUAUUUUUCCACAUUCGUUACAUAUCAACCAAAAAUAAUCUAUUUGCGGUCAUAUCCCUCUCCAUUGCCUUACCCACAUACAGAAAAGCUAGUAAUUAGCUUCAAUACACUGCCAUUCAUCGUCCAUUCAUUGUCACUCAAACUUGAAAAACACACCUUUACUGCAUAUACAUAAAAGGAGAAUCUGAGAAUACAGCAUCCCAACUAGGCAAGUUUCUCCCUGUAAUUCUGCAUUAUAUAAUAGAAUAAAGAAACCAAAUAUUUUAGCACAGUUAUAUUACACCCAAAACUAAAAGUAUUUAUGAAGAUUUGGGCCAGUGAGAAAGCAAAAUGCACACGAUAUACAGAAGAUCCACUCUAUCCUUCUAAUAUGAAACCUUUUAAAAAUCGAUGUGCGCACAACCUGAAGUCAGCAUAAAUCUGCACAAAGUAUUAUUCUCAGCAAAGUUCUUUUAGUUCGUUUAUGAAUAUUAGAGAAGCCCCGCUGUAUACAUAUAAUAAUAAGGUCAGAUUAGAAGGUGUGUUUCUGUGCAUAUUGUGUGCAUAAUAAGUACGUGAAUAGAGUUAGGCGUUACCAAAUGCUGCUUAACAAAAGCCAUUUUCUACCACUGAGUGACAUUCAAAUGCCAUUUAUGUUCACAAACAUGUUUAUGUAGUAUAGGCCAUGUUUUCAUGCUUUAGACUUUUUAAGAUUCCGUUUUAUUUUUGCAUGGUUUUGAAGAACGUGUGUGAAAGCUCCUGCUGUCCUCAUCACACACUCCUACUCCUCAGGUGACCAGUCAUGUGAAGUUACUACCUACACACAUCUGCACUACCCAAGAGCUGCUAACUCCACACUGCACCUCUGCUACCUCUACCAGUCAGGCUCUAGUGUAAUGUCAGCAUGUUCCCUUUGGGACCAAAGACAAUGGGAUGGGGAGUAAAAUUGGUUAUUACCCUUUUUUUUUUUAAAUUUUUUUUUUUUUUUUUGUCAAAAUCACCUGUCACAACAGCUGCAUGAGUGUACCAUACAUAACAUCAUUUUUUGAGCUGCUGUCUGAUCAGGCUGUCCAAACAAACAGGGUUCAUCAUUUACACAAAACUGAAAAUAAAUCAAUAUACAAAUUAUUUAUUUAUAUAUGAGAAUAAAUGAAUUAAACCAAGAAUAAAUGAAAGUUUUAGUGUGAGCUAGCUAGAAUGUUCUUAUUAGCAUAACAUUAAACAGUGUCUAUUAAUCUUUCUUAAGGUUAAGUGUAAACAGCUGGAUACACACAGUGGUGUGACCACAGACUGUUUCUGCCUCCGUGUCAGUUGUAAAUGUCACUUGGACAGCUCAAAUCCUUCACAGAGAGUUAUCUAAUAGCUCAACCCAAAUAGCAUUUUGAGACUUUAAACAGUUCUCAACACUCCAGUUAAUGCCAUCCAAUCCAGUGAUCGUUUCCUAAAUGAAUAACAGGAUACAAUACAGUUUCAGCUAAUUGCGAACCUAUUGAAUGUGUCCAGUUAUUUAAAGCCACAUUCUGAUUUACCUCCCCUAACUGCCAGGAGCAAGGAGAAUUACCUGGACACAUUCUGGACAUGCUAUCCUGCAUUUGCAAUAGAUAUCACUGACAUACGGCCAUAUUCCCCUUGUAUAUUUGAUCUACCAUUUGUACAUCAUAUAGAGUCAUAAAGGUUUUCUGUCCUUUAAAGUUGGACAGGAAUUGGUUUUCCCUUCUUACAAUGGACCCCUUGUUCUCUCCAAUUGGGCUGUACUACCACAUGCUUUAGCCUAAGGAGCCAUGCUACAAGCCUCAAAUUUUGCAGCCAGUGUCUGAAUUGUUGGGAAGCCAAAGACUGGUACCAGCUAUGUGCUCACUGUGUCACAGUGCACUUGACUGGACCAUACAGUUCAACCGUAGGCCAAGAAGCUGGGACCUUCAAUGCUGGAAUGCAAAAAUCUAAUUCGAAUUGGUGAUGGCCGAGAUGGAUAGGAUAGUGCUAGGCAACCCUGCAAGAUCUUGUGCACCCUUUUGCACAACACUGGCCACUAUGCCACAGUGCAACGAUUUAGUUGCAAUUUAAGGAGGGAUUUGGACAGAUAAGUCAAAUAAUAACAACAGUAACCUGUUGCUGAUGUCUGUAUGCCUGCACAAACGACUACAUGCAGAGAACCUCUGCCAUAUGUAGGUGCGCUGAUGACAUACAGUACAUUGCAUCACUUGUGGCAUGCACUGGCAUUACAGUGUACAGAAAUGGAUCCCUCAGAGAGGGUUAGGCUGGGACGUCCAGGCCAAGAUAUUGGACUAAUCUAGAAAGGCUUCAGUUAUAUUUAACACAAGCAUAGGACUGAGUAGGAUUACAAAAUCAUGGUCAAAUGUGCAGUCACCACAUCCUGGCUCUGUACAUCACCCACAAGGGUUCUAUCAGCCUUAUACAAACCUAAGGCAGAUCGUGUCCUCAGGCCCAAAGCAGGUGUCUGAGUGCCUCCCAUCCAUGUUGGUGGUCUGGCCCUAAACAGAUACCUUCCCUACAAAAGCAUCCACAAGUGUUGGUGGUGGCAGGGACAAUUUACAGGCAGAAGCAUUGUUUAUUGGGCAGUGCAAGCACAACAGACCAGCAUUGCAAGGGGUGAAUGCAAACUGCAGCUCUCCGACUGACCAAGAUAUUACUGUCAUGACACAGCACAUUAACCACGGACCCCAAAAAUGUUAACGUACUGACCCAAGAACCUUUCUCUCAGGAAAGAGGCAGGACUAAAAAAUCCUGCUGUUCAAGACGAUGGGAUUUACUUAGGAACCAACUUGUGGUUUUCAACAAAUCUGCUAAGGUUGCCAAACAUGCUCUACAAACUACAGGACAGGCUCACAUUGCUGGACAUGUUUAUUUACAUGUUUACAUGUGUGAAGUUUAUUUAACUGCUGCAGAACACAAGUGCUUUUUAAGGUUUGCCUUCUUAGAACACAGGCCUUGUAUGCCCUAAGCAAUCUUUUCCAGUAACCAUAUAGACUGCAUCUCUUGUGUUACCUGUAUGCUGACUAUUCUUCAGACACAGCAAGAAGAACCCAAGUUUUAUAUGACUGCCACCUCACCUUUAGGACCAUCUUUAUGUAACUAUGCAAGAUGCCAAACUAAAGUGUGCAUUUUUGCUAACAACCACUGCCUUGUUGUUAAUGAUCACUGCAGCAAAAAAGUAUGAGGACUGUAUGCACUGUUUAAUUAUUUCACAUUGCAUGCAUCGGGGGCAGAUUAUACCGGGAUUGGGGUUGAAUCCAGAAUUCCUGCAUAAGGUCUUAUCAGGUAACCUGUUGAUUAACUUUGCAGCCUUCCUUGAAGGUGAAUCUACAAAGCCAUCAUUGAUGUGCCUGGUACACUUUAUGGUUCUAUUUAUACUGGAUGGCAGCUAUCCAAUGUUCAGACCAUCUGUUCAUCUGACAUUAAGGACAGAAAUGAGGGGCUGCCUUGUCUAAGCAGAGACCGGCCCACUAGGUGGUGGACACAUCAUUAAGACCUACAGAUGAGUCAGAUGCCCAACCUCAUGAUAUGCCACUCUAAUAGGAGUGUAUCCUCCUCUUGGGCAGUAUACUUGGAGGGCUUCUCCAGGUUUUCUGUGCUGUUUCCACCUUUCUCCAGGUUCGACAAGGUUAAUGUUAUCCCUCCAGGGAUGCAAGAGUGGUGGUCAUCUGUGAUUAUUUUUCUUAUUAGUCUUAAGGUGAGUCCAAGUCCUUCCUUGUAACACUGUAUCCUAGUGAUUCUCACAACUCCUGGCAGUUACAAGGAUGAAAUGCUAAGUACGUAUGCAAAUAUGGUCCUAUGAACCAUGGAUAACUGCCAUAGUUUAUCAUUAUUCUGAACUGUGUGCCAACAAGAAGAACUAAGUGAGAAAUUUCCAAGGACAAGUGGCAGUAUGAUGGUGGUAUUUAUUAAUUUAUGGCAAAUAUUUUCAUAUGCCACUUAUCAUUAUUCUAAAAAAAAAAAAAAAAGGAUUUGGUAUGCAUGUCUAAACAUUAAUGUAUCCAGGUGAUUCUCACUGCACUUGACUGUUAUCUGGGGUUCAUUAAACUACAGUUACCUAUGUAACUACCAUUAAGAAAACAGUUUCCAGUAUUUUAUUCAGGUUUGGCUUAUAUCAUUUCUUUGUUCUAAACUCUUUGCCAGCCAUAAGGAUGUAAGAAAGCUAUAACAGGUACUUUUGUUUUUUAACCCAUUUUUAAAGGGUAUAAACACCAAGGAUGUUUGCAUUUAACAAAUGAAACCUGACUUAUUGUCUGAGCCAUAGAGCUUUUUUUUCAUAUUUUCACUCUUGCCUAGAGAUAUUUGAAACUAAAAACUGCUUUUUGCACUUUUCAUGCUACUGUACACAAAGACAAUCUUUUAUAAAGCCCAUGUGAUGAAAUGUCAUUUUACAUCACUUUGUUGGUCCAGGGUGUGGACAUAUCAGUUUUGUACUGCACAGUCAGUUUAUAUGCUCCAUUUGAAAAGGCUUGUCAUCUCGUAUUUGACUAAAACUCCAGGGAUUAAUUCUGUUUUAAAAAAAAAAAAAUAUAUAUAUAUAUAUAUAUAUAUAAUGAAUGAGAUGCUGGAAAUACUGAAUCUGUCACUCUGCCAUGGCACACUCACUGAUUCAGUCAUGAAUUGUGUUUGUAUUAUUUUUCUACAUAGCACACACUACAUCUGCAUCACCUGCAUUAGCACGAAUGCUUGAUACCUGCACAAAGCCAAACUGCUCGAAACCACACUUUGAAACACUUGUUUACCAUCAAGGGCUCUGAGAAACAUUUCUGGUAUCACAAUCUGCAAUGUCCUCAGUGAUCUCCUUUCUUAUUUGGAAUUUGGAAAUGUAUGCAUCCAACAGGCUAUACAGAAAUAUGCAUUUGAUGAGAAAACACUGUUUUUAAAGGCAACAUGAUAAGCCAGGACUACUGAAUAUUAGGAGGAUUAUAUAAACUCACUAAACGCUAAAUUUCUAAUGGAACACCAGAGUUCACAUGCAUUCAUUUGUAUGUUCAAAUAUAUAUUCCUUGCCAUUUGCUCAAUUCAUGCCAUUUUAAAUCCUUAAAAUUAGGUAUAGGGCAUUCAAGAUUACACAAGUCAUUUUGCAUUGAAAAUCAAUUUUAUUAGGAAAAAUGUGUCAAAUUAUGUUAAAGACAAUUUGCAAGAGGCAAUGUAAAGGUUUGAAUUAAAACAGUUUAUUUUCAUAUAGUGAUUUUGUGUACAUGACAUUGUACCAUUUGUUCAAUAACUAUUUAUUUAAAGUAUUCUGAGAUCUGCCUGUAGCUCAUUGCCCAGAAUUGCCAGUUUUGUAUCGAUGGACAAUCUGUUUUUGUACAGCUUUUCUCUCUUGUUCUUGGCUUGGAUUAUUUUCUAAUCAAAUAAACUGUUUAAAAAUA
Molecule: messenger RNA, 12717 nt
Organism: Tachysurus fulvidraco (yellow catfish)
Lineage: Eukaryota; Metazoa; Chordata; Actinopteri; Siluriformes; Bagridae
Gene: cacna1db
Product: calcium channel, voltage-dependent, L type, alpha 1D subunit, b
Exons: 51
Coding region: 473-7108 (2211 amino acids)
Biological process (GO): calcium ion import across plasma membrane
Cellular component (GO): membrane; voltage-gated calcium channel complex
Molecular function (GO): high voltage-gated calcium channel activity
Source: RefSeq, a predicted model, not a curated record